Trypanosoma theileri is the source of this 723-nucleotide messenger RNA. RefSeq lists its product as uncharacterized. Bases 1 to 723 code for a protein of 240 amino acids. The transcript has a single exon. The record is from RefSeq and is a predicted model, not a curated record. NCBI's taxonomy places the organism in Eukaryota, Euglenozoa, Kinetoplastea, Trypanosomatida, Trypanosomatidae.
AUGGAGAGAAUUCUUAUGAAAGAAGAAGGGCAGAGUGAGUGUAACACAAGAGAUGCGUUUACAACGGCCUUACUAAGACGAGCAGCUAACAAUCUUGGGGUUCAGUACACUGUCGGAUGUACACAAAGGAGUAACAGUGCUAUAGUGAAUGAUUUGGAAGUCGUAAAGGAUGAAAUACGUUCCAGAGAGCGAGUUUUUGGGGUAAUGGAUGCCAGUCUCAUUCCGCUUUUUAUUAGAGCAGGUGAUCUGUCGUCUUUGUGCGAGAGUUCUCUCGGUUUCUACAAAAAAGCACUUGAUGUCCUUGAUGAGAACAAUGCAGUAGCAAAUGAUUCACUGAGGAUAGGUGAUGUUAGUGUAUCGGGCUACGCUGACCUCGGCUCACGGUUCUUUCAACAUGGGGAGUAUGUGUUAGCCAGGGAUGCCUUCCGUGCGGCCGCAUCUAUUUGCCAAGAAAAAGUAACCUCGGCGUCCGCCCCCUUCUUUAAGAGUCACAGCGAUGGGUGUUGUGAUCCUGAAGAUGUGGAGCGACUGCGGGGUCGUCUGCGGGAAUCGCAGAAAGGGGCCCUGGGAAGAAGAGUGCCGUCCAACCCUGUGAGGGAAGUGGGCGGGAACGAAGGAAAACUCACGGGAAUGCGGGACGUGGAAGAACUACAAAGACUUGUAGAGUAUAUUUUUGAUCCUGCAAAUGAGGGUGAUGGAAGUAAUAUACAGUACAAGUGUUAA